Molecule: messenger RNA, 1095 nt
Organism: Ostertagia ostertagi
Lineage: Eukaryota; Metazoa; Nematoda; Chromadorea; Rhabditida; Trichostrongylidae
Source: the annotation of a GenBank genome assembly
AUGCUUAAUCUGAAAGACCAGCGAAAACGGGAAAUAUCGAACUUGCGAAGAAACCAGCACACAUUCGUCAAAGGCGAUCCGCUAUUCGCUUACGCGAAUAUGAUGCGAGCCAAGGUGCACGCCAAACAAAUCUCUCAGGUGUCAGCAGUUCUCCUCGAGACCACCAAACUGCUCGUUAAAGGGUCAGUCAUUCGGAUGCUUCUCUCAGAUAUUUGCUCAGCAACUGCUGAUAGCUUUGAUUUCAGUGAAGCGCUAUCAGAAGACGAGAAACUGCCAGCGCUCGAGAUGGACGUACUGCAGCGAGUGCUGCCUGAUGUGGACGUAUCCACUUUUGUAAACAAUUUCACUGCAUUCCUGUCCGAUGACGGACAAUCGUCAAACGACGAAUGUUUACCAAAAAUGCUCCCAUGCGAUCAUACCACCAAGUACCGUACCCACACUGGAUGGUGUAACAAUCUGAAAUUUCCCAGUUAUGCCAAUGCUUUCUCGCCGUUGCGACACCUUCUACCACCAGUAUACGAAGACGGCUUUGAUGCACCACGAAGUCGUGCGAAGAGCGGCAGGCCGUUGCCAAAUCCACGACGUAUCUCGAACGUUGUCUGUGAAGAUCGGGAUAUCUCACACGUGAAAUUCACUCAUAUGGUCAUGCAGUUUGGUCAGUUGAUCGACCAUGAGCUGACUCAUUCACCGACGGCACGCGGGCCCAACGACGAAAUCUUGAAUUGCACGAGAUGUGACUCACCAGAAACGAUAUCGGUACACUGUAUGCCCAUUCGAGUCGAAUCCGAUGACCCCUUCUUCCCGACCCAUUACCCGAAUGGAGAACCACGGUGUUUGCCCUUCGCCCGAUCACUACUCGGACAACUGAACCUUGGCUACCGUAAUCAGAUUAACCAGCUGACUUCCUAUAUUGACGGCUCGGUGAUCUAUGGCUCUACCGAAUGCGAAUCAAAACACCUACGAAUGGGCACUCGUGGACUACUCAACUUUACCGAUUUCGGGCAGGGUCAGGUGAUGUUACCACAAGGAAAUCAAGAAAAGGAUUGUCGAUCAUCACCACGAAAUCCAUGUUUCGUAGCCGGCGAUGAGAGGUGA